Molecule: messenger RNA, 771 nt
Organism: Hyposmocoma kahamanoa
Lineage: Eukaryota; Metazoa; Arthropoda; Insecta; Lepidoptera; Cosmopterigidae
Exons: 2
Coding region: 46-771 (241 amino acids)
Source: RefSeq, a predicted model, not a curated record
UUAGAUUUUAAUUUUAAUUUAGACAAUUUAUUUGAAGAAAGGACAAUGGCCCACGAACCGGACUCAAUUUAUAAGGCUCUGCGCCUAGUCCCGGACUUCGAUGGUAACCCUAAUAUACUUACACGAUUCAUUCGAUUAUGCGACCAAAUUGUCCAUACAUAUAUGAGCAAUACCCCAGGGAGUGAAUUAUCCAAUUUAUGCCUGUUAAACGGAAUCUUAAAUAAGAUCACAGGCACAGCCUCAUGUACUAUAAACUCUAAUGGCAUACCCGAUAGUUGGGUGGGCAUUAGAACUGCUCUAAUUAAUAAUUUUUCUGACCAAUGUGACGAGACUACCCUAUACAAUGACCACUCGUUAUUCACCAUUACGAAUGACAAGGACGAAAUAAAAGGUCAUCCUCUGAAGCUCACUAAAAUCCCAUAUGACGUAAUGAAACAAGUUGCAACCCCAAGCCACGUACACCUGAAAUCUAUUGAUUUGAAAGGACUACACAACGUCCAGAGCAAACUUUUAGUCGAGCCUCCCUUAACACUCGAUACAAAUGAAACCAAUGUCCUAUAUCACACAACGAUACCCCUAUACGUGAUAAUAACAGGUGCAUGCGCACUCGUUAUAGCCAUUAGAAGCCGAAGACGCAACUUAUGGAACUGCAAACUUCGAAACGCCCAAGAAGCCAAACCAACAUUCAAUCAGACUCUCGAAGACCCUGAAAAAGCUGAAAAUCAUAUAGAAGGCCUACCAGCAAUAUUUUCACUCAACGUUAGAAAAUAA